CGUGCGCAAAGGAUUGUGGGAGUCUGAGGCCUGAGGAUGAGCGACCGCCCUUUGAAAGCAGCGAGACAAGCCGUCCUGUGCUACAUGCGUGGAAGGAAUGGUCACGGUAAAACCACCCGCUGAAGCACUAUAAACCCCCUCCAGACAAUCAUCAAUACGACAAUGGCGGCUGAAGUUGGAGGAGGAAGUGAGUUCCCCGCUCAUUACAAAGCCAUGAUGGAUAAGCUCAACGAACAGCGACAGUUGGACCAGUUCACAGACAUUACUUUGAUUGUAGACGGACACCAGUUCAGAGCACAUAAAGCCGUGUUGGCAGCGUGCAGUCAGUUCUUCCACAAGUUCUUCCAGGAUUUUACCCAGGAGCCUUUGGUGGAGAUUGAAGGGGUUAGCAACAUGGCAUUCCGGCAACUGAUGGAGUUCACGUACACUGCCACGUUGGCCGUAGCGGGAAAAGAAGAAGCCUACGAUGUGUGGAAGGCUGCAGAAUACCUCCAGAUGCAGGAAGCCAUCAAGGCGCUCAGCAACAAGAUCGACGAAACUCCUUCAGGGACGGAAAAGCGUAGCACUAGAAAAAGGAAGUUUACAGAGACGUCUUACGUGAUUGCAGAAGCCCUGCCCACAGUUGAACAGGUAGAGGUAGAGAUGAUAGCGGAUGGUGCCAUUGCGGUGGAGGACACAGGACUGGAGGAGGUAGUCGAUGUGGCAAACAACGCCCAGUCAAACGACUCGGCGUUGGCGCUGCUUGCUGACAUAACCAGCAAGUACCAGCAGGGGGAGCCUUCACUGCAAGUAGUGAAGAAAGGAGACAUUGAAGAGGAAGUCCUCUAUCAGGAAGAAACAGUUACAGCUUCUAAAGUGCUCGAGAAUGUGGAGGUGGUGGAGGUCCAAAUAUCUCAAGUGGACAACACAUUUCGCUGUAGCAAGUGUGACCGCAGCUUCAAGCUGUACUAUCACCUGAAGCAGCACCUGAAAACGCACCUGGGCAUGAUGAAAAAGCAGCACGUGUGCAGCCACUGCGGCAAAGCCUACACGCGGGAAGGCGCCCUCAAUCAGCACCUGAGCUCAUUCCAUUUCGAAGCAGAGGAGCUGGCCCAAAAUCAGAAAGCCCAAAAGAGAGUCCAUGUUUGCGAAUACUGCAAGAAGCACUUUGACCACUUUGGACACUUUAAGGAGCAUCUGCGAAAGCAUACUGGUGAAAAACCAUACGAGUGUCCAGACUGCCAUGAAAGAUUUGCAAGGAACAGCACACUCAAGUGCCAUAUGGCCGCCUGUCAGAACGGAGCGGGGGCCAAGAAGGGACGGAAGAAACUCUAUGAAUGUCAGGUGUGCAACAGUGUAUUCAACAGCUGGGACCAGUUCAAAGACCAUCUCGUGAGUCACACUGGAGACAAGCCCAAUCACUGUACCAUGUGCGACUUGUGGUUCACUGACCCUAAAGAGCUUAAGGGCCACCUCAAAGACACUCACUCCAUUGAGGACGACCAGUCGCCCCAACAGAUGGUGGUCGGCGACACCGCGGCGCUCGCCAUCACGACGCAAAACAUUGAGGCAACGGAAACGGUGCUGUUGGACGACGGCAUCCAAGUGGAACAUGUCACGAUGGACCCCAUAGAAGUGAUGGAGAUGGAAGAGACCACCACAGUAGUGGUGGAGGACGGAGGCAUGACUGAGAUGUGUGAGGAGGACAUGGAGAGACUGAAGCAGGCCGGCGUGCAAAUCCAGGUGGUGCGCGUGUCCUCUGGUGACGUGGAACAGCAUAUAAUCUGCCCUCAAGUGGAAGUAGAGGUGGACGGGGAGAUGCUGAAUGUAGACGAAACCAUACAUGCGGUGGUUGUAUGAAAAUAUACAUCAGAUGAGACUUACUUUGAGAACUGAACACUGCAUGGACACUGUACAUCAUCAAAAUAUCCUCUUUUUUGGCAUCCUUCUCAACGCUCCCCCUGGACUGCUGUGUAUUUGCCAUGUACGAAAGAAUACCGUAUUUUUCGGACUAUAAGUCGCUCCGAAGUAUAAGUCGCACCGGCCGAAAAUGCAUAAUAAAGAAGGAAAAAAACAUAUAUAAGUCGCACUGGAGUAUAAGUCGCAUUUUUGGGGGAAAUUUAUUUGAUAAAACCCAACACCAAGAAUAGACAUUUGAAAGGCAAUUUAAAAUAAAUAAAGAAUAGUGAACAACGGGCUGAAUAAGUGUACGUUAUAUGACGCAUAAAUAACCAACUGAGAACGUGCCUGGUAUGUUAACGUAACAUAUUAUGGUAAGAGUCAUUCAAAUAACUAUAACAUAUAGAACAUGCUAUAUGUUUACCAAACAAUCUGUCACUCCUAAUCGCUAAAUCUCAUGAAAUCUUAUACGUCUAGUCUCUUACGUGAAUGAGCUAAAUAACAUUAUUUGAUAUUUUACGGUAAUGUGUUAACAAUUUCACACAUAAGUCGCUCCUGAGUAUAAGUCGCACCCCCGGCCAAACUAUGAAAAAAACUGCGACUUAUAGUCCGAAAAAUAUGGUAAUGUAUUUCAACACGUUUCAUCAUAUCACACAUGUAAGUAAAGCCCUGUGAUUUUUUUUUUUUUUAAUUUGGCUCGCUGGUAAAAUGGCGUGGCUUCUCAUAUCAAACCUAACACACAAAGCGCUUGGCAGUAAUGUUACACUUUUGAUCAACCAGAUUGAAUGAUUUUUGUAGGAAAAAUAACAAUAAUAAAUUGUUUACAGAAUA
Messenger RNA from Nerophis lumbriciformis (worm pipefish), 2709 nucleotides. RefSeq names its product zinc finger protein 131 (gene zbtb35). Gene Ontology annotation, cellular component: nucleus. Gene Ontology annotation, molecular function: protein binding; DNA-binding transcription factor activity, RNA polymerase II-specific. The record is from RefSeq and is a predicted model, not a curated record. Gene Ontology annotation, biological process: regulation of transcription by RNA polymerase II. NCBI's taxonomy places the organism in Eukaryota, Metazoa, Chordata, Actinopteri, Syngnathiformes, Syngnathidae.